AUGCAAUUGCAAAUAUUAUGGGAGAAUAUAUACCUUCGACUUCUGCAGUUUGACAAUCCCUGGCUACUCCCGGGUGGAAUAUGUUCUUUGCUGGUCCUAUCAUAUGGGAUAUAUAUGCAAGUUCUCCACCCAUUGGCAAAAUAUCCAGGCCCGCUGCUUGCGUCUCUUACAAAUGGAUGGAAGGCAUACUACGUGUACAGGCUGUUCUUCCAUGAAAAGCUCAUUGAGCUUCAUCAGCAAUAUGGUCCGGUUGUACGGGUAGGCCCGAAUCAUCUUCACAUAUGGGAUGGCAACGCCAUUGCUCCUCUAUACAAAGGAGGUCGCUCAAUGGGAAAGUCCGAGUUUUAUGAUGCGUUUACGGCUUUCAACCCCAAUCUGUUUGGGACUACGAAUGACGACAUCCACUCCCUCCGUCGACGACAGCUCGCUCAUGGGUUCUCUCAAGCUUCUGUUGUGAACUUGGAGCCUUUGAUUGAAGCUGAGUUGAAAUUCCUUAAGAAUAGACUACGCACAUUUGCACAGACCGAGCAGACCUUUGACCUGAAACUACUGCUCUCGCUCUACGUUUUUGAUAUUCUGGGCUCCGUUGCAUUUGGCAGACCAUUUGGUGCUCAAGAGAGAGGCUAUGAGGAAGUAUUGCCCGCUAUUAAUGACCAUCUACUCUUGGCUGGUAUCGUGGGAGAGCUACCUCUGCAGAACGUCACCAAGACAAUCAGCAGAUGGUCACCAAUUCCCUGGAUGGGAAGAUUAAUGAAGAACCGUGAUGCUCUUAAGAAAGUCUGUGCAGAAUGCGUCAAGUAUAAGAUAAAUAAUCCGGCUGAGAGACAAGAUCUUUUGAAGAGUCUGGUUAAAGCUGUAGACCCUGAUACUGGAUCCACCUUGACAGAACAGGAGAUAAACUCUGAAGCCUUUGCAGUUCUUGUUGCCGGAUCGCAUUCGACUUCAGGGACAUUGACUCUCCUUUUCUGGCAUCUUCUUCAGAAUCCGGAUACACUGGCUGCCGUGGUAGACGAAAUUGAGUCUACUCUACCUCCUCUUGCCGAUGAUCAAAUAUCCUAUCCUAUCCAGGGUCUGGAAUCAUCGUUGAGUUAUCUCAUGGCCUGCGUUCGAGAGAACUUCCGGAUAAACCCCGUGUUCACCAUGCCCUUGUGGCGCCAUGUUGGCCGUCCCGGUGGCAUUGAAAUAGGAACAUACCAUAUUCCACACGGGACCAACAUCUGCAUUUCAAACUACGUCCUCCACCACAACCCCGCCAUCUGGGGCAACGACCACAACAAAUUCAAUCCAUCCCGAUGGCUCAAUGAAAAGCAAAACAAAGAGCUAUCCCGCUACCUAAUCCCUUUCAGCAUUGGCCAUCGCAUGUGCAUCGGCCGCAACCUCGCCAUGACAAAUAUCCUCAAGACCGUCACAACUCUGCUCUGGGAAUUUGACAUCAAACCGGUAACAAAGCGGCAAACGGUAAGAGUGCGUAGUCCUGGGAUCGGGGAGAUGGAUGGGGAGUUUCUGUGUACGGUUUCGGUACGGGAAUAG
This is a messenger RNA of Aspergillus glaucus CBS 516.65, 1530 nucleotides long. RefSeq lists its product as uncharacterized. The record is from RefSeq and is a predicted model, not a curated record. Gene Ontology annotation, molecular function: heme binding; monooxygenase activity; oxidoreductase activity, acting on paired donors, with incorporation or reduction of molecular oxygen. The transcript is spliced from 4 exons. The coding region runs from base 1 to 1530 and encodes 509 amino acids. Lineage: Eukaryota; Fungi; Ascomycota; Eurotiomycetes; Eurotiales; Aspergillaceae.